UCAACUUUAAAAGAUAAACCUAGGUUGACAAGGUAGGACCCAUCAAGGCAUCAAUUGUGUAAUACAAUACAAAAGUAAAGUGUAUUACUAUGCUAUUCUUGGUUGAAAAGAAUAUGCAUGGGUAAAUCCACUUGCCUUUUCCGUAAAUCUGUUGUGGUUCUGCUGAGCUUGUAAAUUCUGUAUGGAGGCGAUGAGAUUCUGCAGUAACUGCAUUUGGGUUGCUAUGAACUGUUCCAUUUUCGGAUUUAGUGGUGGAGGUGGUAAUUCAGUACGUCUUUGAUUCAAAAAUAUUCUGUCGUACUCCGGUCCUACCUUCUGGUUUAUUAGAGAGGUGGAGUUUCAGACAAGAAAGGGGAACUUGAUAAAGCUAAUAAAAUAGAUAAGUGGGACAAGCUUUGAACUUAACUAGACUUUAACUUAUUUAUCUAAUGAUGCAUUUGUGGCCAUCACUUCACAAAACAUCACAAUCAUUACAAUGGCUCAAAUCAAACAUUUGUUAACUCAAAAGCAUUACAUUGCACGUCCUCACAAGAACGGUUCUAGUCGAAACAUCCGAUUAAGAUAACCAAUCCUAAGAGCCUGGUCUAGAAGACUGGUGAUGGAACAAAGUGAUCCAUAAAGGAGCUUCUUACAAAGUGGUGAUAUGGCAGGGCAGGAAACAUCAUCCGUAACCUUCCGUGGAUCCUGUCCAGCGAGCUGAGCCUCUAGCUGAGCAACCUGGCAUGAGCAUCCUGUAGCUCUCCAUGGGUCUUUGCUAGCUCUGAGGUGGCGCCGUCGAGGUCGGUGUUGAGGGCAGCAACUACUCGGGUGAGAGUGUUGAUGCGAUCCUCUCUAGCUUCUCCCAAUAAGAUGGCACUGUUUGUAAUUUUUGUUGCCUCAUUGGGACAGCAGCUAGCACUGUUGGUGCAAAAUCCUUGAUUGAGCAACCCAAUAACUACUUGUCACACCAAAAUAAAGUAGAAUGCCAUUGCUGACCAUUGAUUCCAUAGCUAUAUUGAACAAAGCCAGGGCUUUAGAAUUAGUUGGGAUUUCAAGACCUGUCCAUGGCCGAUUAUGGUCAGUUUCUGGAGCCAUAACCAGCAAAUCUGCAGUGCCCAACUCAUAACUUCAACCGCUGUUCAUAUCAUCCUAUCCAAUAAAAACACAAUCCUUAACUUCGGUUGCAUGGUUAUGGUCUUAUCAUUAACGCGUUAUGCAUUCUCUCCUUUUGGCUUGUGCUUUUGGUGAAGAUCCAUUUUUUAUUGUAAAACUGAUGUAUCCCUUUAAACAUAUCACUCUGCUAACUGCUAGUGUUGUUUUUUGGUGUCCAACCAGAUAUUUCAAAUACUGAAGUUAUGGUUUGCUAACCAAAAACUGAUACAUGGGAGUGGGAGAAAAUGCAUUAAAAACAACUGAGCAGUACUAGCUUGUAUGCCACAUUUGGCUUGUGCUUUUGGUGAAGAUCCAUUUUUUAUUGUAAAACUGAUGUAUCCCUUUAAACAUAUGACUCUGCUAACUGCUUAUCAGAUAUUUCAAAUACUGAAGUUAUGGUUUGCUAACCAAAAACUGAUACAUGGCUGAGUUGAAGAGAAAUUCUGUUGUUACUAUUAUAUUGCUCAUUUUUCUUAUGUUUGUCUGCCAAAAAAAUGCAUACCAUUAAUGAGGUAGUAAGAUUUCUAUGCAGCUUACACUUAAUUAGACCCAUAAUCUUUUUAUCAUCAAGACCUGUGCACUUUUGGGUUUCAUUUUUGACUGUUACAACUCUUGGGUCUUCACCAAUGAUCUUUAGUGCCAAAGUUAUGUGCAUCUAUGUUCUCCAAUCUCCAAGAUGCUUGUAGUUUCUCUCUUUCGAUUGUCGCACAAUUACUUCGUUCUUUUGAUGCACCAGUUUAUUGUUGAGAAUGUUGAAAUAAUGCUUUUCGGUCAUAUAUUUAGGUUCAUUGAAUUUGGAAAUGACGGUGGACCUGCAGCGAAGACCUUGAAGCCAAAGUUCAAUUUGUUCGUCAAGCUAGUGUCCAAGAAUACUGGAUUGGGGGUGCCGCAUAUUGAUAUAAAAACUGUCAUUGCAGCUACCAUGUUUCUUAAAGGCUUUGGUGGUCUUCUGUUCAUAGUCAGCAGCUCAUUUGGAGCAUUCCUCCUGCUCAUUUACUUGGCGUUUAUAACCCCUAUUGUGUAUGACUUCUACAACCAUGAAAUGGAGUCAACACUGUUUGUCGAUCUUUUUUUCAAGUUCAUACAGAACUUGGCGUUUAUGGGUGCCCUGCUUUUCUUCCUUGGGAUGAAGAACUCAAUUCCAAAACGUCGCUCCAAGGGAAGGACAACAAAAACCAAGACAAACUGAUGUCAGUGGUUGUAGGAGGGGAAGCAAUUGGGCUCAUUAUGUUUGCAUACUAUACAGGAAUAGAUGUCCCACUUUUGUUCUUGGUGCGCCAAUUGAAUUGUGAAUUGGGACUUACAGAACUUAGCAUGUAGGAUAUUUAAGUUAUCUUGCGCAAUUUUAUUUUCUUAUGUUGCGAUGUGUUCUUAUGUCACAUUUCAUUUUGCUACAAGAACUGCUUUGACAGUAAAAAAAUAUUAAGUCGC
Zea mays is the source of this 2562-nucleotide messenger RNA. Its product is annotated as HR-like lesion-inducing protein-related. The record is from RefSeq and is marked provisional. NCBI's taxonomy places the organism in Eukaryota, Viridiplantae, Streptophyta, Magnoliopsida, Poales, Poaceae.